Galeopterus variegatus (Sunda flying lemur) is the source of this 1189-nucleotide messenger RNA. Its product is annotated as serine/threonine-protein kinase TNNI3K-like. Gene Ontology annotation, molecular function: protein kinase activity; ATP binding. The transcript has 8 exons. The record is from RefSeq and is a predicted model, not a curated record. Lineage: Eukaryota; Metazoa; Chordata; Mammalia; Dermoptera; Cynocephalidae. Bases 91 to 738 code for a protein of 215 amino acids. Gene Ontology annotation, biological process: protein phosphorylation.
AGUCACAAUAUUCUUCUCUAUGAGGAUGGGCAUGCUGUGGUGGCUGAUUUUGGAGAAUCAAGAUUUUUACAGUCUCUGGAUGAAGACAACAUGACAAAACAACCUGGGAACCUCCGCUGGAUGGCUCCUGAGGUGUUCACACAAUGCACUCGCUACACCAUCAAAGCUGACGUCUUCAGCUACGCUCUGUGUCUGUGGGAACUUCUCACCGGCGAAAUCCCAUUCGCUCAUCUCAAGCCAGCGGCCGCGGCAGCAGACAUGGCUUACCAUCACAUCAGACCUCCCAUCGGCUAUUCCAUUCCCAAACCCAUAUCAUCUCUGCUGAUGCGAGGGUGGAAUGCAUGUCCUGAAGGAAGACCUGAGUUUUCUGAAGUUGUUAUGAAGUUAGAAGAGUGUCUCUGCAACAUUGAGAUGAUGUCUCCUGCAUCAAGUAAUAGCAGCGGGUCUCUCUCUCCUUCCUCUUCUUCUGACUGCCUGGUGAGCCGGGGAGGGCCUGGCCGGAGCCACGUGGCAGCCCUACGGAGUCGUUUUGAAUUAGAAUAUGCUCUGAAUGUGAGGUCCUAUGCUGCCUGGUCCCAAAGUACUGGGCAAUCUUCCUCUCAAGGUUUGUCUUCGGAGGAGAUGAAGAGAAGCCUUCAGUACUCACCGAUUGACAAAUAUGGCUACGUGUGUGAUCCCAUGAGCCCGAUGCACUUUCAUUCUUGUCGGAAUAGUGGCAGCUUUGAGGACAGCAACUGACAGCAUUCAGCGUAUACCUAAGGAGAGUUUUUCCCAAAUUGACAGCAAUAAUUCCAACCAUGGCAGGCUUGCUUCCAAUUACAAUAUUUUACCCUCUACGGUCUCCUUAAAUUGGCUUGUUUAUACUAGUCCUAUUUAAUUCUCUAUCUCAAAUUGGGCUUUGGAUUUGUAGCUAAAGAAUUAAAUGCAAAAGAACCAAGAUAGAAUGAAUAUGAAGAAUUGCUUUUAAUUUUGUAAAUGAAAAAACAAAUGUAUCUUAUUACUUGGAGAUGGGGCCUAAGUCUGUGGUGGGCACUAACAAUUCCUAUGUUUUCCUAGGCUGAAUUAUGUAGACUUGUGUUUGAGAGCUCUGGGUUUGAUUUCUUAGAAUAUUGUUCAUUAUUUUCUUACCUCAUUAUGUUACUUCUGGUGUUCAGCUCUGUGAUUAAAGAUUCUUUGGUGACACAGAAAA